Uranotaenia lowii is the source of this 628-nucleotide messenger RNA. RefSeq lists its product as uncharacterized. The coding region runs from base 1 to 555 and encodes 184 amino acids. The transcript has 2 exons. The record is from RefSeq and is a predicted model, not a curated record. Lineage: Eukaryota; Metazoa; Arthropoda; Insecta; Diptera; Culicidae.
AUGACUAAACUGCAAGUUUUAGCCGCAGCUUUUCUUCUCUCGGCACAACUGGUGGCAUCGGAAGAUGAGCCGAAUUUUAAAAUGUACUAUCUCGGGUUCGACAAGUGGGACAAUCCGGAAACGGCCCUAGGUUUCAACCAGACCGUCGAAAAGACCUCAGAUAUGGGUUUCAAGGUGUCGGGCAACGCGCAGGUGCUAGUCGAUAUGGACGACAGUUACGCCGUUAAAAUGGAGCUCGAUGCGGCCAAAGUGGGUCAAAACUAUUCGUAUAGCACUACAUUGUUCGAAAAUCAGAAAACAAUCUGUGAGUUCUUGAGAACCAGCUACAGGAACUACUUUUACGAUGUGGCGAAGGACGACGCGACCGGAAAAAUUCCGGAAUACGACAAAUGUCCACUUCCGGCUGGCGACUACUGGAUCAAGGAUUUCGAAUUCGACGGGGAGAAGUAUAAACAGUUGCUGCGCGAGGGAUCUUUCUGGUCUCAUUUAUACCUAACCAAAAAUGGGUUCCCGAUGUCCGGAUUGACUUGGCAUUGGGAAAUUCGUUUGGACUAAGAUGGAGGAUGUUAAGAAUAACUGACGCUUUCUAAUUUGGCUUUAUUUCGGAAAUAUAUUUUUAUUUUUCAUA